ACCCUCUCCCAUUCGCCCAGUUGUCUUGUUGAUCUUUUAACGUAUGCUUUCUUACAGGGGACGAGUCAAUAGUCGCCGAAUGACUGCAUAAAUCUAAUACUCCGUAAUGGAGCAGCCUGAAAAUAGGCUAUCGCCAUACACCACUUGGUCAACUCGGCAGGUCAUUUCAUGGCUUCGAGGUCUUGAUGAUCUAAUUGAACCAUAUUUAUCAGAAUUUGAGGCAAAAGGUGUAACGGGAAAGUGGUUAAACUCUGUCACACCAGAGGAAUUGAUGAAGUUGGGUGUCGUCAAAGUGGGACAUCAGAUGAUCAUACUGGACCGCAUUCACCAACUACAAACCCAAUACGCAUCAUUUGAUAACGAGAAUAUGCAGCUUGUUCUUUUCCGAGUGUCUCGAUCGUGCUUGUGCAUAGUGUCGGCUGUCAAUGCACUCAUGUCUGUCACUGAACGGCAAGAUUGCCGGGACCCCGAUUCAGACAGUGUAUACCCAGGGAUACUAGAUGAUAUUCGUGACGCCGCGUCAUACAUUUUAAACUGCAUUCUCACUCUCAUGUCAGUUGUCAUGAAUGCGGCAUUCUGGUUGGAAAGGCCUCCAUUCAGUGCGUUUUCCGAGUUAAACAGCUUUCGGCAACUGAUGAUUGACAGUGCUUUGGUGACCAAUCGGCAUGCACAGCUAGCGAUAACAACACAAGAUCGAAAUCAUUUUAAGGAGAUGUUGAGUUAUGUUGAAUCUCUGCGCACACGUGUCGAAGAGGUUGUGCAUAACUUCAGCGACUCUGUCUUGUAUACGCCCUGUAGCAUGGAGCUAGUUCAGAUUCGUAAAGUCGAUCACAGAGAAUUUGGUUUCAACUUUUGUUCCAAACAAAACAACGUCCACGUUAUAGUUGCCAUUCAGAAUGAGUCACCGGCUUUUCGUUCUGGCAAGUUGGGUAAAGGUGAUGAAGUUGUUGAAGUGAAUGAUCAGGUUGUGAUUGGAUGGCAACAUCGUCGCGUGGCCAAUUUGAUGCGUCUUGAUCCGAAGCGCAUAACCAUGCGCUUGCGCAGGCGUCCUACGCACGCGACGGAUUUCACCGGAUUUCCUGGAGGAGGUCGGCGACAUCGCCUACUUGUCCCCCAAAAUUCAGCUGCCGUUGCUCUCUCUCAGCAAACCCGCUCCAACUUUUUGCUUGCUCGCGCACCUCGUCGUCGGACCCCCUUGACUUCUCAGCUUGUCAGCGUGCCUUUGAAUGCUACACAUGAGACACCCGAUCAUCAUCAGAUCAUCGCAGCUCCGACGUCAGUUUCCAAUCGGGACGCAUCCGCAUACUCACUGUCUUCUUCCUCGUCCUCCUCUCAGUGCCCUUCCAUGAAGUUGAAUGACUUGCUACAGGCCAUCCCGGAUAAAUUUUCCACGAAGUCCGACUACGGAUCGCAUUCGUUCCCCGCUAUCCGGAUGAUUGCUAGCACACCGAGCACGCCCCUGAUGGUUGCAAGGAAUAAAGUAGAACCAGAGAAGGGGAGGUCCUCCGAUGUGGGAUUGAGUUCGGUGGACAGUCGGGAUGGAUCAUCCUUAGGAUAUAUUCCAAGCUUGAUGUAA
Dicrocoelium dendriticum is the source of this 1576-nucleotide messenger RNA. The record is from the annotation of a GenBank genome assembly. NCBI's taxonomy places the organism in Eukaryota, Metazoa, Platyhelminthes, Trematoda, Plagiorchiida, Dicrocoeliidae.